Molecule: messenger RNA, 499 nt
Organism: Drosophila ananassae
Lineage: Eukaryota; Metazoa; Arthropoda; Insecta; Diptera; Drosophilidae
Product: endothelial differentiation-related factor 1 homolog
Exons: 1
Coding region: 112-405 (97 amino acids)
Cellular component (GO): nucleus
Molecular function (GO): DNA binding
Source: RefSeq, a predicted model, not a curated record
CGAUACUACAUUCAGCCUCCAUUCGGUUCUGAGUAGUCGAGAAAAACAGUCAGAGUAGAAACCAAAAAAAACUCUAGGAAAAAAUAGAGAAUUUCGAUUUUUUUUCAGACGAUGCCCACUCUCAAGAAGCUUGUCUCCGGUGAGGAAGAGGAUCUGCGUCACGGAAAGUUGCCGCAGGAUGUCUGCCGCCUGAUAAUGCAAGGUCGGCAGGCCAAGGGCCUUAGCCAAAAGGAUCUGGCCAGCAAGAUUUGCGAGAAGCCGCAAGUUAUUAAUGAUUACGAAGCUGGACGCUGCAUUCCGAACAACAUAAUUUUGGUCAAAAUCGAGCGCAUCAUUGGCAUCAAACUUCGUGGCAAAGAGCGUGGCAUGCCUCUUCAGUCGAAUGGACAAAGUAUUAAGAAGUAGGAUUGAUGAAAUAAUGUUAUUUUUAAUUUGUUUUCUUGGACUUGGACCUAAUCAUUUCAUAAAUAAGUUUAAAUAAACGACUAUAAGCAUUAGA